Molecule: messenger RNA, 2216 nt
Organism: Sinocyclocheilus rhinocerous
Lineage: Eukaryota; Metazoa; Chordata; Actinopteri; Cypriniformes; Cyprinidae
Product: caytaxin-like
Exons: 13
Coding region: 568-1563 (331 amino acids)
Biological process (GO): apoptotic process
Cellular component (GO): cytoplasm
Source: RefSeq, a predicted model, not a curated record
GAGAGAGGAACAUACAGAGGAGAGAUUGUGCUGGGAUGGAGAGACAGGGAUGCUGUUGCUAGGGAACAGUAAGGAGAUGUCCAUCUUUUACAGCUUGCUCCACAUACAGCAAGGUUCGGAAAGGUUUACCUUUUAUAAAGGAGGGAAAUAAAUGCACCAUAUAAGAGAGAGAAGGAUAGAAGGAAGGGGAGGAGACGCCAGGUGACAUGACGUAAUCUGGAGUGAAGAAGAAUUAAAAAACACAUCUGAUAGCUGCUCAAAAGGAAUCUGUAUGUUGUCGUUUCGGGAUGAUAAUGGCCAUGCACAGAUCCUGAGAGACUGAAAAUCAUCCACCCGCCCCAGACGCCUCCCUUUGUCUGAGGAGAACCACAGACGGGACCGGCUUCACCCGACAGACAGACAGACAGACAGACAGACAGACAGAGUCAGCUCUGAAGCUCCUCGUCCGGCAUGAGCGCUAUGGAUUUAAUCAAGAGCUGAGAAAUCAACAGGCCUGAAGGUGAAGCACAGAGAGAAACCAGCGCCUGCUGAGAGAAACUCCCUUCUGCUUGUGAUCGGGAGCAGAGGAUGGGAACCACUGAAGCCACUUUACGCAUGGAGAACAUGGAGGUGAAAGAUGAGUGGCAAGAUGAUGAUUUCCCCCGGCCUCUUCCUGAAGACGGUGAUUUAGAUGGACUCACUGACAACACUGCUCAUCGUGCCGCUCUGACGGCGGAUCACGUGGAUUCUGUCCGACAGAAGCGCCGCACGCUGAUCGCUCCGGAUAUCAACCUGUCGCUGGAUAAAAGCGAAGGUUCGCUGCUUUCUGACGACUUCCUGGAAACACCAGACGACCUGGACAUAAACGUGGACGACAUCGACACGCCAGACGACGACUCUCUCGGCUCCCUCAACAACGGCAACGAGCUGGAAUGGGAAGACGACACUCCAGUGGCCAGUGCGAAGGGUCCAGGCGGCGACGGCGGCGACGGUGCGGGCCAUCUGUGGAGGACGGUGAUCAUCGGCGAUCAGGAGCACAGGAUAGACAUGCAGGUCAUCAGGCCGUACCUGCGUGUCGUCACGCAUGGAGGUUAUUACGGUGAAGGACUGAAUGCCAUCAUCGUGUUUGCUGCCUGCUAUCUGCCCGACAGCGGCUGCGCAGACUACAAUUACAUCAUGGAGAACCUCUUUCUGUGUUAUUACGGUGAAGGACUGAAUGCCAUCAUCGUGUUUGCUGCCUGCUAUCUGCCCGACAGCGGCUGCGCAGACUACAAUUACAUCAUGGAGAACCUCUUUCUGUUAAGAAAGAAUCUCAAAUGUCUGAUCAUCGCACAUCCCUCCUGGUUCAUCCGGACAGUUCUGGCCAUCUCGCGGCCCUUUAUCAGUGUAAAAUUCAUGGAUAAGAUCCGUUAUGUCCAGAGUCUGGAGGAACUGGCUCUGAUCGUUCCCAUGGAGCAUGUGCAGAUUCCCGAGUGCGUGCUGGAAUGUGACGAGGAGCGACUCAAAGCGCAGAGAGAAAGGCUUGAACAACUGGCCAAGACAUCAGAGAGGCCGCCAUCAGUGGCUGCGGAGGCCUGUCCCUGACGCGUCUCAUUGGAUACACUUCAAGACAGGGAUUCAUCUGUGCAUGUCAUUUUCCAAAGAUGUUCAAUUGUAAAGAACAAUCAUGUGGAUGUACACAAUCAUCAUCAUCUCAAAACACAAUAAUGAUGUUUGUGACGCUCUGUCUACAGUGAAGUUUUUCGAUACUCACUGACCUUUGACCUGGAUCACAACCGGAUCGCAGUUCAGUAAGUGUGAACGAGAGAGAAAACAAAUGCUUACGGACUCUCUUUUCGUACACUUGUUUUGUUUCUGAAGAGGAACAUCUGUGCAAACUCAAACAUCUUGUGUAACAGUCGUUUGUGUUGUACAGAUGUAAAACUUGGGAUGUUUAAUACCAGAGGGAUUUUAGCUUGACUUGGCAAUUUUUACCAUGUUCACUGGCCAACAGCUUCCACAAUGGGAAACGCAUUCAGCCUGUUACAUAAUGCAGCAGCUUACAGGUUUAAAGUCAACAUGAAAUCAUGCUUGCCUUCAUAAUCAUUCAUUGGUCAACUUGCCAUAAAAAACAACCAAUCACCAAAAAUUAUUUAGUCAUAGUUUUGGGCUGUUGCCGAAGGUAAUUUAUUCUUUUCUAAAAUCGUGUAAGUGGUUAAAGGAAAAGUUCACCCAAAAAUAAAGACAAUUAGCCCAUU